This is a messenger RNA of Lodderomyces parapsilosis, 1179 nucleotides long. RefSeq lists its product as uncharacterized. Lineage: Eukaryota; Fungi; Ascomycota; Pichiomycetes; Serinales; Debaryomycetaceae. The record is from RefSeq and is a predicted model, not a curated record. Bases 1 to 1179 code for a protein of 392 amino acids. Gene Ontology annotation, molecular function: protein binding. The transcript has a single exon.
AUGAAAGGCGUUGAAUACUGGGAACAUCGUGCUCAGGACCAUGAUGUAUACCAAAUGACCAAAUCAGUGUUGAAACAAAGUCUAUCCCUACCAAAUUUACCAAAUGACAUUAUACAAAUCAUCUUUUCGUAUAUAACGACACCGGACUUGAAAAACUUGUCCAUAUUGAACAAGCAAUUUAGACAGCUCAUGGUUCCGUUUUUGCUCUCACGAGUUACAACACAGUGGUAUAAGUUACUUGAUGAAGGUGAAGCAAAGUCUUCCUUUUUGAAGCAAUACAAGUAUAUCAUUCAUCAACUACGAAUUGCCGAUGCUUUUCCAUAUGGUGAGUGGCAAGUUGACAUUUUCCAAGAUGCUUUGUAUCAAUUACCAAAGCUACAGCAUUUACUCAUCAACACCGUUAAUUCAUCUGGUUGGCUUCGAUACCGAUCAAAUGACACAAUCACUCAGUUGACAUUGUACACUGAUACUUCUAUCAGAGAUACUCAAUCACGAUUUGAGCAUAACAGUAAAGGCAUAGUAACGCCGAGUCCAAGUGUGCAUUCAAUCAAGAUGUUCAAUAUUGAGCAUUUGGGCAAUUUCAAAAUGAUUCAAAAAUUAAAACUUGAAGGUUACCACUUGUCUUGGGAUCCGGAUUCUAUUGUGUUUCCUGUUUUGACAUUAGAAUCGUUGUCACUAGUUGAUUGUCAUUGGGAUUACCCUUUUCAACUCAAAAAUUUCAACUACAAUAAUACAUUGACGCACUUGGGUCUUUAUUUCAAAGGCGGAUCCACUUUUUUGUACUCGGAACGAUUUCGUGAUUUUAUUUUCAAUAUUGGCCAAGACAAAGGUCUUGAGAGUAUUGCGUCGCUAGAGCUAAUUCACAACGUAAGGACAGAAUCUCAACAUCAAUGUGGACAAUUGACAGUUGAUGAAUCUUUUUUGAAGCGAGUACUAAGUGGAAAUGGCUUACCUGAGUUAAGGCUGUUGGUUCUUAAAGGAUGGAGAGUUAAUUGUAUCUUUUAUUGGCAUCGAUUGGUUGAAAUUUUGCAAAGUAAACAAGACUUAAAAAUGAUCGAGUUUGAUGUUGUUAGUAGUUUCGGAUCAGGGAUCAAUACUGGAGUGGUCAAACAAUGGUGUAAAGAAAUGUGUCCUUGGAUCAAAGUGAGACUAAGUCUUCGUGAGUUGGGAAAAGAGUAA